AUGGAUGAAUCAAGACAAAGCUUAUUGCAUGAUUCCUCAAAUGAUGAAAAGCUCAAAGGUGGCCACAUGGUGGAGACUUUACCCUUGUUCCCAACAUUUCCCGAUUUGGCACCAGCUACAUCGAGACUUCAUUCAGGUGAUGUUGCAACUGGUGUUCAUCAAAACAGGAAGCGGCCAUCCUUUGCAGGGCGACCCCAAGAGAUUGAAAAAGAUGAUGAAAUUAAUCAGCCGGCUUUGAAGAAACAUGACCUUGACUUGAGUUUAUCACUGAAUUCUUCCGCAAGGGAAAAAAAAUGCUUAGCCAGCUCGGUGGGUUCAUCACAUGCAACGUUCGAGCUGAAUGAGCAUCAAAAUAGUAAGAAGAGUCCUUCUGAUCAUGAGGUGCAUUCGAAGUUCUCAUCCGAAAACCAAGCGAAGAAUGUCAAUCCGGAAAGCUCUCAAAGUAGUGCCACAACUCGACUUCCCAACGCUGUAAAUGUUGUAGACAUAAAUGGCCCAUCUGAUUCAUUGAAGCACCAGACGGUCAAACGUGUUUUCAAGCCUUUUCCCGAGAAAAUUGAUAUCUCGAGUGUAGUGCCAGAUCACAGGCCUGGCGUAUUAGGAAACUCAGAAAAGGCCACGUUUCCUAAUAUUUUCAGGGGCUGGGACGGUGAUACUAUAAGUAGGAUACAAACCCAUAUUUUUGAUAAUGGAAUGGGAAUGAUCAAGGGAUUUCGUGAGGACAAUUUAGAUCCAAAAGUUUGGCCAUGGAUUUCCGUCGUUGGGGCAGCUCUUCAUGAAUCAGCAACUAAACCGGUUAAAAAACAUCUGGAUACAUGGAUGAAGCUUUUGGGGCAAUCACCUCACCUCAAACCUCAACCAUCUCUGGUAAAGACUUCAAGCUUAGUUGAAGCCUCAAGCUCAAGCUUCGAUCAACAUGUCAAAAUGCGACAAAUCCUGUGCUUGAUGCUAGCUCUAAAUUUCAGAGUUUUACAAGUCAUCGACGCUGGGGCUCCGCAUUCUGUCCAUGUUGGGGAACAGCUCCAUUUGAUGCAGUGGUUUUGA
Messenger RNA from Puccinia graminis f. sp. tritici CRL 75-36-700-3, 1044 nucleotides. RefSeq lists its product as uncharacterized. The transcript has 4 exons. The record is from RefSeq and is a predicted model, not a curated record. Bases 1 to 1044 code for a protein of 347 amino acids. Lineage: Eukaryota; Fungi; Basidiomycota; Pucciniomycetes; Pucciniales; Pucciniaceae.